This is a messenger RNA of Epithele typhae, 543 nucleotides long. RefSeq lists its product as uncharacterized. The record is from RefSeq and is a predicted model, not a curated record. Bases 1 to 543 code for a protein of 180 amino acids. Lineage: Eukaryota; Fungi; Basidiomycota; Agaricomycetes; Polyporales; Epitheliaceae. The transcript has a single exon.
AUGCCCGCAACCACCACACAGACUGCCUUCCCAUCCUCUCCGUCCCUCGCAUCGCUCGCGAGCACCUCCACCGCCGUCUCCACCACCCCUCUUCACGGCCCAAAAUCGAAGGACUACGAGUCCGCGUUCGGCACCCUCCAAUCGCAGUACGGCCUCGCGUCCCCGACGCCCUCCCCUCCCACGCCGCGCCGCUCAAAAUCCCCCUCGUGGCUAAAGCGCGCGCUUGGUGCACCGUCGCGGUCAAGCCCCGCGCGCAAGUCGAAACCCGCGCCGCCGCCGAUGACGGAGGAGGAGCGGAGGAAGGACGUGGCGCGGCGGGCGCGCGAGGCCGGGUUCGCAAAGUUCACGGCCAAGUACGGGUUCAGCGUAGUGUUGCAUACGGGUCGGGUACGGGUAAAAUCCGCGUACCCGUACUCGACCCGCGGACUACCCGCACCCGCAUGGCACGGGUACGGGUAUUCGCGGGUAGGGGGCUUAGGGUCACGGGUAUGGGCGUCCAGUGGACUGUUUAUGAAACAUCCCAGAAGAGGAGUGAUUCAGUAA